CUCCGUGUCACUUACACAAACAGACGUACAUCACGGGCAGGCAGGCAGCUAGCUACGUGUUCCCUUUUAUGUUCCCACACGCGCGCUCGCAUAAACCUGUCAGUCUCGUGUCACGUGCAGUGCAGUCAUUCACUGUCGCCGGCAGCGUACCGGCACUCACGACCGUCCUGCCGUCGGCGGUUCAGGGCAACCCACCCUCUUCGCCCACCCUGCCCCUUACUUGAGAAAUAAGAGUGCGGUAAGGAUGUGUUUCCUAGGAAUCCCGAGCAAGUUCGAGCGGCCAUCUACACGCGACGACGACAUUACGAGCUAAGGAAGUUCGACUUCGCGAAUGCGAGGAUUCUGUAUGAUGUGUGUGUGUGUGUGCGCGCCCGUGAGCCUUAACGAGGACAUUACUCGAAUGUUUGACAAAUACGAGAGAGGGAAAGAGAGGGAGAAGUACGAAUUGGAUCCCAUUAACUGGUUCAUUUAGGUAUUCCUGCACUUGAUAAUUCGACAUUGAUUGUUGCUUGACGACCAACACGCGGCAAGUGCCGUCCGCAGUGAAUGAUCGUCCGUCGUUGUAUGCGUGAGCCUGUACGUAUUACGAUCGCGUCUCGCGCGUGUUGUGUGUGAAAAUAAAAAGUGUAUCAUCCGCGCGAGAGGCACGGCAGGAAUAAUAAGUGGGGAAGAUAUUACGGUAAAAGAGCGCGGCGAGUGAAAGCAAGGAUUGAAAUACUCGCGGGAGUGGAUAAUACGGACUGCAUUAAGGAUUUAAUACCGGAAGUAGCGGAAACGAGUUCCAGCACGGGAAAAAAUUAUCCACCGCAUCUUAACCAAUCAACUACAAAGUUUCUCCCGUUAGGCAAAGCUACUUUUAACGCGAUGAUUGCGGUGCGUUGACUGCGGCCGGCGCAUACAUUUAUAUUGAAUCCAGUUUAACUGGUGGACGGACGUGUGUAAUUGUAUCGUUUAAUCUAACUUACGUAUUUAUUAGCGUUAUCGUUCCCAUGAAAACAUGAUUUAAGUCAGCCUCGGUAUCAGCGUAAUUCGCUAAUAACCACGCAAUUAUAUACAUACGCGCGAUUUCGAAAGAAGGGGCGCGGGGAAAAUAGCUCGGAAGAAAGGCGUUCUCGGUCAACGAGCGCAAGUGACACAUAAAAAAAGUCGAAAGCCAGAGUCGAAAGAACGAACGAUGGAACCGUAGUGGCGCGACGGCAGAGGGGAAAGGCCCUGAUAAUUUCGCCACCUCGUGUCACGCGAGGAGGGCGAGUGCACGCAUCGACGACAACGACGAAGACGACAAAACCGCCUUAAGGCCAGAGCGUUUCGUUGCGGAGACAUAAGCAGAAGAGGGGACGCGUGUCGAGAAAGAACGAAGACGAGAGAAAGAGAGAGGCGAGCGAAGAGCGCAUUUGUACGUCGGAUGCAGCCUGUACAUCGGCACGUGCAUACGUAUGUCAGAGAGGGAGAAAGAGAAGGGAGGAGAGACGGAGAGCGCGCGCGAAUCGACGCCCGAAGUAAUUUGAAUAACAAAUUUGCGGCGGAAACUGUGGCCACAUGGUAGUUGCGGUUGUAAAGUGACCGAGUGUGUAGCGUAGUGCAGUUCGAAAAGUGAAGUACGCGGAAAAAAGUGUUAGAUUCAAAGUAUUAGAGUAAUUAUUUCUCUGAAAACAUUUUCUUCUCUGUGUACGACCGACGCUGGACGAGGCUGGACGUCGUUGGGUGCCUACGUGUGAGUCGGUCGUUAAACGUCAAUUGAGACGGUCGUGUCGCGAGUGAAGUAUGAAGUGAGAAAGAAAAGACUGACGCGUGGGACAAUUGAUGCUGAGAAAAUUCGACGGACAUCCUCUCAUCGGAGGACGCAGGACGAGGCUGGACAUCGAGUAUCUACGCAGGCAUUACAGCGACGCUUUAACCUGCCGUUCCCUUUAAACGUUAAACAAUUCCUAAUACAGUACAAUGACAUCCCUAAUAUACGUCACUCUCGGUAUUUCAUGCUUCCUAAUUUUCAUUUAUACUCUUCGCAAAAAUCGCAAAACCUUUCGCCUCCCCCCGGGACCACUUGGCAUCCCUCUCCUCGGCUAUCUACCGUGGCUAGAUCCCAAGAAUCCCCACGUGUCGUUGACGAGUCUUGCGAGGAAAUACGGACCGCUUUGUGGACUCCGAAUGGGCUCGGUGUACACGAUCCUGUUGUCGGAUCCUCGGCUGAUAAGACAGGCCUUUGCUAAGGACGCGUUUGCUGGCAGGGCUCCACUCUAUUUGACGCACGGAAUGAUGCAGGGAUACGGUCUCAUUUGUGCGGAAGGUGAUCUCUGGAAAGAUCAAAGAAGAUUCGUAGCAGGAUGCCUAAAGAAUCUCGGCAUGGUAAAGUUUGGCACAAGGAGGGACAAGAUGGAAGAGAGGAUUCUCGCGACCGUGAACGAAUGCAUAUCGAAACUAAGAAGUCGCGCGACGGUCGACGGUAUCGACCCACUGGAGACGCUUCAUCACUGCAUGGGUAAUUUGAUGAACGACCUCGUCUUCGGCAAAGUUUACCAGGAGGAUGACGAGGUGUGGAGGUGGCUGAGGCACUUGCAGGAAGAAGGAGUCAAGCACAUCGGAGUCGCAGGGCCGCUGAAUUUUUUGCCGUUUCUCAGAUUUUUGCCACGAUACGGCAAGGUGAUGGAGUCGCUGAUCGAUGGCAAGCUAAAGUCACACCGUUUGUACGAAACAAUCAUCGACGAGCAUCGUGCGCGACGUGAAAAGGUGGACAGCUUUCUCGCGGCUUUCGACGAGGAAAUGAGGAACAGGACCGACGCGGGCAAUGCUGGAUACUUCACGCGACCGCAGUUCUAUCAUCUGUUGGCCGAUCUUUUCGGCGCCGGCGUCGAUACUACUCUGACUACUCUUCGUUGGCUCCUGCUCUUCGUGGCGGUGCAUCCAGACGAGCAAAAAAAGAUUCAGGAUGAGAUGAGCGAACUUUUGGGACAAAGACAGCCCGGUUUGACGGAUAGACCUGCUUUGAUUCGACUGGAGGCGGCCAUCUCGGAGAUACAAAGAUUGCGAAGUGUCACCCCGGUUGGGAUUCCUCACGGUACAACGCAGGACACACAAAUAGGCGACUACGAUGUACCAAAAGGCACGAUGGUCAUCCCGUUGCAAUGGGCUAUUCAUACGGAUCCUUCUUACUGGCACGAGCCGCUCCGCUUUAAACCCGAGAGAUUUAUCGCGCAGGAUGGAAGUAUCGCCAGGCCGGAAGCCUUCUUGCCUUUUCAAGCGGGCAAACGUAUGUGCGUCGGCGACGAACUGGCCCGGAUGAUAUUGUACCUGUUCGCUGCGAAAAUACUUCGCUCGUUCGUUAUCUCGGCACCGUCCGACGCGUGCAUCGAUCUCGACGGCGAAUGUGGGAUCACCCUGGUUCCGAAACCGCAUCGGUUGGUUUUUACGUCGCGCGAAUAA
Dinoponera quadriceps is the source of this 3420-nucleotide messenger RNA. RefSeq names its product cytochrome P450 306a1 (gene phtm). The transcript is spliced from 13 exons. Gene Ontology annotation, biological process: xenobiotic metabolic process. Lineage: Eukaryota; Metazoa; Arthropoda; Insecta; Hymenoptera; Formicidae. The record is from RefSeq and is a predicted model, not a curated record. The coding region runs from base 1942 to 3420 and encodes 492 amino acids. Gene Ontology annotation, molecular function: oxidoreductase activity, acting on paired donors, with incorporation or reduction of molecular oxygen, reduced flavin or flavoprotein as one donor, and incorporation of one atom of oxygen; iron ion binding; heme binding. Gene Ontology annotation, cellular component: cytoplasm; intracellular membrane-bounded organelle.